Octopus sinensis (East Asian common octopus) is the source of this 573-nucleotide messenger RNA. Its product is annotated as protein ZBED8-like. Lineage: Eukaryota; Metazoa; Mollusca; Cephalopoda; Octopoda; Octopodidae. The transcript has a single exon. Bases 1 to 573 code for a protein of 190 amino acids. The record is from RefSeq and is a predicted model, not a curated record.
AUGCUUGGUCUGAAGUCUAGAUUCAUUACUAGGGAGAAAUACAAAAAUCCAUCUGUUGUACGUACACACUGCAUACUUCAUCAUGAAGCUUUAUCACCCAGAGCCUUACAUACUGAAAUGAGAAAUGUCUUGAACAUGGUUAUCAAGGUUGUCAACUUUGUUAAAGGUGGAGCCUUAAACGGUCGUCUUUUCAAACUGUUCUAUAAAGAUGUGGAAUCUGAACAUGAAGCAUUGCUUUUUCACACGAACGUACGAUGGCCAUCAAAGGGAAACAUGCUUGGACGGCUUUAUGAACUACGUGAAGAAGUAGCAAAUGUUCUUGAUUUGCAGCAGAAGGCAGAUCUCCAUGGCAAAUUCCAGUCUGAAGGCUUUCAGCUAUCUCUAGCUUACCUGGUGGACAUCUUCGAAGCGUUGAAUGCUCUCAACCUUAAACUACAAGGGGUAAAUAUUACAUUCUCACACACCAUAACACCACUCAAACUUCGUAGCCAAACUCGUUCUCUGGAAAUGUCGAAUUCAGCAGGGAAAUACAACCAGUUUUUGUUAUUUGGAUUCUGCUCUCAUUCACGGUAA